GGCCAACCCAAGAGGGAGGGAGUGUGGUUGAGGCAGUGGGUUCUGCAGGGUGGGAUGUGGGCGACUCCUCCCUGCCCUGCUGGUGCGUGUGCACCCUGGCAGGGUGUGGAGUUCGGACAUACACGUGUGUAGGGCUGGUUGCGUCACUGCGUGGGGGGCACUGGAGGCCCAGAGGAGGAGUACUGGAUGCCUGACGGUGUUUACACCCCACGUCCUGCUCCAACCAGAAGUUUGGGGAGAGGACAAUGGCGUCUCUUGGCCACAUCUUGGUUUUCUGUGUGGGUCUCCUCACCAUGGCCAAGGCAGAAAGUCCAAAGGAACACGACCCGUUCACUUAUGACUACCAGUCCCUGCAGAUCGGAGGCCUCGUCAUCGCCGGGAUCCUCUUCAUCCUGGGCAUCCUCAUCGUGCUGAGCAGAAGAUGCCGGUGCAAGUUCAACCAGCAGCAGAGGACUGGGGAACCCGAUGAAGAGGAGGGAACUUUCCGCAGCUCCAUCCGCCGUCUGUCCACCCGCAGGCGGUAGAAAUUGCGCGAUGGAAUCCGGCCAGGACUCCCCGGGCAACUGACGUCUCCCACGCUCCACCUGCGCGCCCACUGCCCCCUCCGCCGCCCCUUCCCCAGCCCUGCCCCCGCAGACUCCCCCUGCCGCCCAGACUUCCAAUAAAACGCGCUUUCCUCUCGACAG
Molecule: messenger RNA, 686 nt
Organism: Nomascus leucogenys (northern white-cheeked gibbon)
Lineage: Eukaryota; Metazoa; Chordata; Mammalia; Primates; Hylobatidae
Gene: FXYD1
Product: FXYD domain containing ion transport regulator 1
Exons: 8
Coding region: 246-524 (92 amino acids)
Biological process (GO): monoatomic ion transport; regulation of sodium ion transmembrane transporter activity
Cellular component (GO): membrane
Molecular function (GO): sodium channel regulator activity
Source: RefSeq, a predicted model, not a curated record